Molecule: messenger RNA, 4766 nt
Organism: Trachymyrmex cornetzi
Lineage: Eukaryota; Metazoa; Arthropoda; Insecta; Hymenoptera; Formicidae
Product: putative serine/threonine-protein kinase YPL150W
Exons: 7
Coding region: 620-2959 (779 amino acids)
Biological process (GO): protein phosphorylation
Molecular function (GO): protein serine/threonine kinase activity; ATP binding
Source: RefSeq, a predicted model, not a curated record
CUCGCCAACCGCGCUUUCCGGUUAGCGUUUUAUAAAUACUGCAGACAGGCAAACAGUGCACCGAACACGGUAGACCAGUUGUGAGAUCAUUCGAGGUGCGUGGCCGCUCGAUUUGCGCGAUUUGCGAGAGAGAAGAAAAGACACCGACUUAUCUCUCUCAACAUAGAUUUUCCAGACGCGCGUGUAUCCGCGUUUUCUGCGGAUUUCACCCGCAGAUGUGCCUCCCGGACGGGGACACGCGCUUUCUCAGUGGUGUUAAUUGUGCUCCUUCGUGUCUCCACUGCUCCAAGUACUUCCUCGAAUCCCAGUGUGGCAUGCGGACGGAUUACUGAAGCGGGGUGGUGCACGCGAUCUGUAAAUUUGCAUGGACAACCCCGUGCUGCGAGUGUUCGUGUUUCCGUGAAUCGUGUACGGCGCUUACAUAAAUAACGACGGGAGACCGAUUCACGAGUUCCAUCAACCGAUUGGAUGCGUUUUGAAGAGCGGGACUUUUUCGGGAUGAUGACCGAUGAUACUGUGAGAUUUAUGAGCGACACGGGAUGUAACGUCUAGUCGUCGCAAUUGAGUCGAACCAGAACAUCUAUUCUCGGUGAAAAAAUACUAACUGCGAAUUAUCGAGAUGAGCGGAAUGAAGAAGGCGAUCGGAGGAUCCAUUCACAGAAUACGGGAGUUUGAGCUCGAGAAGGUGAAUCUGAUCGACGAGUUCGACAUCCUGCAGAUCGUCGGCGAGGGAUGGUUCGGCAAAAUCCUGCUGACCGAGCAUCGCAGUACGCAGACCGAGAUGGUACUGAAGGCCCUACCGAAGGCGUACACCGGCAUCUCGGAUUUCUUUCGGGAAUUUCAUUAUGGGUUACAUCUGUCGGCACACAGAAACAUUAUAACCACCUAUGACGUGGCGUUCGAGACGGCCGGCUUCUACGUUUUCAGUCAGGAAUACGCCCCACUCGGCGAUCUCACGUCGAACGUGACGGAGACAGGGUUGGGCGAGCUGCACGCGAAGAGGGUGGCCAGGCAGCUCGCCGCCGCGGUACAUCACAUACACAGCCGUGAACUAGUGCAUCGCGAUAUCAAACUCGACAAUAUACUCGUGUUUCGUAGUGAUUUUUCGCGUAUCAAGCUGUGCGAUUUCGGCGAGACUAGACGGGUUAACACCGUCGUACGAAGACAUAACGAAUGGUUGCCGUAUUCGCCGCCUGAGGUAUUGCAGAUCGACACUGAUGAGACGUACAAAGCUCGCACGUCGCACGAUGUCUGGCAAUUCGGCAUUGUCCUAUUUGUCUGCCUGACCGGAUGCCUGCCAUGGCAGAAAGCAGCGAUGGACGACCCGCGCUACACCAGAUAUCAAAACUGGCACAACGCGACGCUUAACAUCGCCAAGAAACCGAAAUUAUUUCAGCUGAUCAGCUCGCGGGCGCAGAGAAUGUUCAAGAGGCUAUUGGAUCCGAAGAUUGACAAGCGACCAGUCAGCGUGUUGGAAGUAAAUAAAUAUUUAGAAGACAGAUGGCUAGCGAAACUCGGAGUCGAAAAAGCGUUGAACGGCGGCGCCGACGAGAGGGACGAGCUAUGUCCGUCUAUGUACAGUUUCCACAGUUCCUUAGAGGAGAAGAAUCAACUUCUCCACACUCUUACGACGUACGGGAUCGAGACAACGGUGGACCAUUCGAAGAAGAAGGAUCGUAUCAGGGAAUGGAUACAAGCUAGCGCGAUCGUCGAGGAAAACGAGGAGGACGAGUCUGAUGUUUAUGAGGAUUCGGAGUUCUGUGAAGAUGAAGACAAGGACAAUGACGGGAACGGAAGCGAGGAGACAGAAUCGAUCUCCAUGAGAGGCAGGCAUUUUCCGGAGAGGCGUCCAAGCGCCACGACGAACAAUUCUAGAAAGAGAAGAGACAGCAGGGUCGCAAAGAAUCGUAUCACGUCGAAAAACAGAGUGCCCGUAAAGCCCAUCGAAAGGAAAAUACCUUUCGCUCCUCAAGUAGCCGAAGAGCGAGAAACGAUCGCGCGCUUCGCCAGCUUCCCCAACGGUGAUCCAAAUCUCGCCGCCGUAAGGAACGGCGGUGAUCAGACUCACGAUCUUUCCGCGACCUCGGUGAAUGUCCUCGCAUCGCCGACAACGAAUAAUUUCUCCGCGGGCAAUCUUCAAUCGUCCGUGCCUAGUGCCAACGGUCGAAAUGUCAAAGAUCAGACGAGGACCAACGCUAACAACUCUCGAGAUGAAUCGCCGCUUUCCGUGCAGCUAAUCGCUGCUGUCCCCGUCAAACAAUCGCCGCCUAAAACCACGGGUAUCCCGGAUAGCGCUGGUAGAGUUGUACCAAUGAGCCCGCAAAUCCCGGCCAGAAAAAAUCGCGCUCAUACAGCACCGUUUUCAGAGACGCGCUCGGCUGAGGCUCAGACCGAUUUGGCGAGAAAGACGGAAUCCGCGACAGUUUUACGGACAUCGGAAACGGAGGACUCGUUACCACCACGGGUGUCAGCAAAGACGUCCGUCUCUUCACAUCCGAUGACAACUCGAGUGGAUAAUCCUUCCGUUGCUAUAUUAUCGACUUCGCGAGCGGCAAGAUCAAUUGCUCCACCGAUUGUGCGAACUGAUAGAGCACCUGCGGCACCGAUAAUAAGCAACGCAUCUCUAGCCGAGCCCCAGCCUUCUAAUAGCGCUCUGCCUGGCCGAGUCGAAGGCUCGCCUCCAAUCGCGACGCAUAUCACAACGUCGGCCACUUCUCGCUUGGCAGUGCAGAGUUUCAACGCGCUGCAAGGUAUCGCGGGCGCAUCCUCGACCGCUUCGCCGGCGAGCUCAUCGUCGAACAUGAGCAAACCCGGUCAACGGGCCGAAGAGGUGAACGUGGCUUACGGAAAAGAUGCGUAUCAACACUAUGGCAUCGCCCAGGGAAUCAUACUACCGAUGAAAAUUAAUGUUAUUAGGCAGAAUUCUACUGGCAGCGGGAGUCGAUCCGUGAGCAACUGAGAUAUAAACUGAAGAAUGUACCAGAUUUUUUUUGAGGUCGACGAAAGUUGGAUAUUCGCGCAAGUCAUGCUAGUCACAGAAUCAAUCGAGAUGCAGGCCUGUUCAAAACUUAACUCACAAGCUAAAAGGCUAGAGUACAGAUAUACCUUUGUAUAAAGCGUAAGAGAAUUAUCAACCAAACAGAGUCUUUCAUUUACAUGAAAUGAAAUGGAGGACUUAUUGAGUCUCUAAUGCUUUCUACAAUAAGCCGUUAGUAAUAGGUUAGAAGGCAGGAGCGAGUUGUAAGCAAAUCAGUUGUGUGUCAUAAAGCAAUAAUAAGUCGGUGACUGCGUGAAGAUGGCCAAAUUCCAUUUCUUAUAUGAUUUAAAACCUAGAUUAUAUGAUAACUGACCAAUCACGUAGUGUAUUGUUAUUUUCUCUGAGAACCAGCCUUCUGAUUGACUGAAAUAUUGUGAUAUAACGAUUUAAUAUGAUUUAUGCUGGAUGUAAAUUUUUUAAGAUUUAUGACUUAUAAUUCUGACUUACCACUAUGAUAUAAGUGGUAACUAACGCCACUAUAACGGUUCGUUGUAGAAAGUCCAUUUUGUUUUAAACUUAACUUAAGUUGACGCUUCAGAUUGACUGCCGCAACAAGCUUGUAAUCGAUUUGUGAGUAAUAGAACCAGGGUUAUGCGUCAGCUCGGAUAUACAAUAGAUGUAGCUUCGUAAGAAAUUGACAAAUUAUAGUCGAUUAUUCUCCUCACAUUAGACUGUAAUUGAUCAAUUUCUUACGGUGUAAGGCUUACUAUACUUAUUGCAGAUCUGAGCUUAUGUAAAGGUCUAUGCUCAGGCUUAAACGCUCUUAUUUCUCUAUUUCGUUGAAGGUAACAGGUAGAAAGCAAAAAAGGAUACUCACUAGAACAGCCAGGCUUACUGGGCAAAAAUCUAGCGUCUAUUCUUUUUGUUUUCUCUUUGUCUCGUUCAACAAGACGAGAGACGAUGCAGAGAGAUAACAGCGUUAGCUCGCGAGCUAAGUUUUGAACAGAUCUGAUUCAUACCUAUACUUGAAGAUACAUAUUUGACUGGACUAUCACUUAUGUGAUACUUUACCUGAGAUUCAAUGCGAAUUAAAAGAAAGUACUCAUGAAAGUAUUUGAAGUAGGAAACACCCAUAUUUGCCGUUUGUGCAAUAUUUUUCAUAAUAUAUAUAAUAAUUGAUAUUGUUGAUAUCGCUUCAAUCAAAGAUUGUCGAGCGUUCCUUCAGAAAGUAUAUGUUGAUAUAAGACAUCACGAUGUUCGAUGUAUAGGAAGUAAGGCUAUCGCGAAAGUAACGUUAUGAUAGAACGCUAUAUGGAUGGAGCACGUUACGUAUAUUAUACUUCAUUAGUUUCAAGAGACACUUAUAUCGCCACGUGUCGCCCGCUUCACCAAGUCUAACGGGAUAAAAUUAGCGCGGCGUCUCGAAAGAGAGUUGCACCGUGCAAGAAUGUUCGAGGCCAUUAGCGUCCCACCGUGGGAAACAGUGAAAUUUUUAUUGUCCAAACGUGACGCGAGUCUACGCGCUUUUCGUUAACAUCUCCACUUUUUAAUUAUAAAUUUCUAUUGGUAUAAUGAUUAUUUAUUUGAAUGCAGCGUGCAGAGAAAAAUGUAGUCGUGGAAUGUGAGUUAAUUAGAUAUUUGUACAUGCUUUGUGAUAUUAGAGAUCAUGACUAGAACAUGGAACAUCCCAGUAAUGUUGCAACAACUGCAAUAUUGCCGAAAUGUCCCAUGCUACCAUAGAUCUAUUAUUUGGCUAAUGUAAAUAUAAUCAAUUUUGAGGUAUACGAAA